Messenger RNA from Cladocopium goreaui, 1113 nucleotides. The record is from the annotation of a GenBank genome assembly. Lineage: Eukaryota; Dinophyceae; Suessiales; Symbiodiniaceae.
AUGCCGGCGCCAGCUCCCAGUUGGACACUCAAAGGCGUGUCCUUGACGCGAAAGGAGGCGUCUCUUCUGCAAUCCUGGGGAUGCCCGAGGGAAGUGCUCCAUGCCCUUGACUUUGUUGCCCAGAAUGCUGGGCCCGAAGAAUCCAGCCGAGAUGUCGAAGUUCUGGACAUGUUCUGCGGAGAGAAGGCGAUCUCUGGCCAUUGGAGCAAGCGCGGGAAAAAGGCGUCCGACUCCAAAUUCUUUUGCUUUUGGCUUUUUGCCCUUGGCGCGCGGGCUGUUUGCCAAGUCUGCGUAUAUGUGUGGCAGUCUGGAUUCCUGACCUUGCUAUUGAUGGUGCUGCAAAUGGCCCCUGAUGCGCUGGGCGUCAUUGGGUUGCCGUGCAUUACAUACAUAUUCAUGAACAGCUUCACUCAUGGGAGAACCAGUGACAAGCCCUACGGCAAUGAAUCAACUCGUGAAUAUGUCAAGCUGGCCAAUGUGCUAACAGUUCGCACUGUGAUCGUUAUCAUGAUCAUGUCUGUGAGGGCUGUAUAUUGGUUUGUGGAACAACCUGGAUCCAGCAAAGUGAUCCACUUCCCGGAGCUAAAGCAUUUGCAGAAGCUGAUAUGGGCGAGUGGAAUGAAAACCUACUUCCAACGGUUUUGGAUGGGAUCGUGGGGCGCACCUUCCCCGAAGUUGUCGAUGGGGAUUUCGUCGAUGCCAUACAUUGACGAGCUCAAGACGAAGCUGACCCAGUUUGAGAGGGCAAAGCUAUCCUCUAAGGGGAUUGCAAUUGUCAAGGUACUUCCUUGUGGAAAGAAAACUGUGUCAGGUGGCCCCGCCCUUCGCAAGACGCAAAUUUAUCCCUCUGGAUUUGCUUCGAAGCUCUAUGAUUUAAUCUCCAAGGUGAAGGCCUUCAUUGUUCUUGUUGGGGCUGUUCAAUCAUAUGGUAUAAAGAACAAAUUUACCCGGACCUGGGAUCAUUUAAAUCUGAAUGGUGAGAAACUUUGGAGUAGGAUCUCCCCGACAGGCAGAUUUGAUGGGCAUUGUUGCUUAGGCAAAAAAUAUUGCAGAUCAAAAUCAGUAAGCUGCGCCAAAUUUGCCCUUGCAGGCCAGACGUGGCUUAGAGCAUAA